Lathyrus oleraceus (garden pea) is the source of this 1006-nucleotide messenger RNA. RefSeq names its product transcription repressor OFP13. The record is from RefSeq and is a predicted model, not a curated record. Bases 87 to 770 code for a protein of 227 amino acids. NCBI's taxonomy places the organism in Eukaryota, Viridiplantae, Streptophyta, Magnoliopsida, Fabales, Fabaceae. Gene Ontology annotation, biological process: negative regulation of DNA-templated transcription. The transcript has a single exon.
UUAACUUCUUCCUAAAACCUCAACAACUCAGAUUUUCAAGUUUUUUUCUUUUUCUUUUUUUUAAUUUUUCUUUUUACUGUAUCAAAAUGGUGAAGAAAAUGAAGCUUCUCUCAUUUUUCAAAAACAAAGAUAAGAAAUCAUCUUCACCAAGGGCUUGUCUACAAUGUACCUACAAACCGAAAACCCUAUCUUUCAGAGCCAACCAAAACGACGCUGUAUUCGAGAUUCCAGAAACUUCUGAAUUCAUAACACCAAGAUUUUCUUCUGAGAAUUUCAGUGGUGAUUCAGUUGAAACGGUGAAUAUUGAAUGUUUACGGUCGGAUCGAUUUUUUUUCGAACCGGACGAAACAAGAUCAAUAAUUAAGGCCAAAGAAAACAUUAAUUCAUCUGAUGGAUUAAUAACUAGGUCUAGCGGGAGUGAUAUUAAUAAUAAUAAUAAUAAUAAUAAUGAGGGUUUGUUAUUACCAUUUGAAAACACUGUUGAGAUUGCGAUUGAUUCGCAAAACCCUAUCCAAGAUUUCAAAAAAUCGAUUGUGGAAAUGGUGGAGGCUCAUGGUGUUAACAACUGGGAAGCUUUGGAGAAGCUUAUGAGUUGGUAUUUGGAAGUUAAUGAGGAAAUGAAUCAUGAGUUUGUUAUUGAUGCUUUUUUGGAUUUAUUUGUUAAUAAUCUUGAUUCUCCUAAUUCUUCUCCUUUAUCGAUUCAUAGUUGUUCUUCUCUUGAUUCUUCAUGGAAUACAGCUCGUGUUUCAUCUUAUAGUUCACCUUUGUAAGUUAAGGAGAUUGUGAUUGAAGAGUGUGGUUUGUGGGCCAAAGUGAUUUUUUUAGUAGUGAAUCUGAAUUGUAAUUUAUAUGUAAUAAUAUUAGUGCAUAGUAGCACAAUUUUUAGUGAGUUUUUUUUUACAGAUAAGUUUUUUUUUGAGAGAUCUCUAUUAUAAAAAAUGAUGACUUUCAAGUUUCAAUGUUAUUGUAAUGGUUUUAAAUUGUAGCUGAGAUUGUGAUUAUGAUU